This is a messenger RNA of Gossypium raimondii (Peruvian cotton), 1393 nucleotides long. Its product is annotated as peroxisome biogenesis protein 2. Gene Ontology annotation, biological process: protein import into peroxisome matrix. The transcript is spliced from 8 exons. Lineage: Eukaryota; Viridiplantae; Streptophyta; Magnoliopsida; Malvales; Malvaceae. The coding region runs from base 180 to 1217 and encodes 345 amino acids. Gene Ontology annotation, cellular component: peroxisomal membrane. Gene Ontology annotation, molecular function: zinc ion binding. The record is from RefSeq and is a predicted model, not a curated record.
UCAAGUCCACCUCUCGAAGCUUUUAGCAUCAUUUUCAGAAACAGAGCAGCCGAGUCCAGAAUAAUUCAAUAAAUUAAAUAACCCCAUCUUCAAGAUUUCGACAACAAACAAAUCUCAAUCAUAUAAAAUUUGCGCCAAAUAAAGAAGAAGAAAGAAAAUCAUAAUUUAAUUUUCAUCAAAUGAUUAGUUUUAGAAGCAAUCCAUCAACGGCACCACCGCCACGAGAAGAUGCAUGGAUUACUUCUUAUCAAAAGCUACUUCCUCACUGGCACUCUGUUUCUCUUUCUCAUCAGCAUUCAACGCUACCGAUAUCAAUAUCUAGGGUUAAUCAGUUUGAUGCUGCCAGAUUGGAUAUUGAGAUGUCAGCUAUGUUGAAAGAACAGUUGGUUAAAGUUUUCUCCUUGAUGAAGCCAGGAAUGUUAUUUCAAUAUGAACCCGAACUCGAUGCUUUCCUUGAGUUUCUCAUUUGGAGGUUCUCAAUUUGGGUAGAUAAACCGACUCCAGGAAUUGCUCUUAUGAAUUUGAGGUACCGAGAUGAACGUGCCGUGGAAAUAAGAGAAAAUGUAAGAACGGGUUUGGAAGGGCCUGGGCUAACUGUUGCUCAGAAGAUGUGGUAUUGCAUUGCCGCAGUUGGUGGUCAGUACAUUUGGGCUCGUUUACAGUCAUUCUCUGCUUUUCGUCGAUGGGGUGAUUCUGAACAGAGGCCAUUGGCACGGCGAGUUUGGGGUUUGAUGCAACGUAUUGAAGGGCUUUAUAAGGCUGCGUCAUUUGGCAACCUACUCUUAUUUCUUUACACAGGAAGGUAUAGGAACCUCAUUGAAAGAGCUUUAAGAGCAAGGCUUGUCUAUGAAAGCCCUAACAUGAAUCGAGCAGUUAGCUUUGAGUACAUGAAUCGCCAGUUAGUGUGGAAUGAGUUCUCGGAAAUGCUGUUGCUGCUUCUCCCUCUUCUAAACUCUUCAACGGUUAAAAGCGUUCUUCACCCGUUCUCGAAGAACAAAUCUUCAAGUUCUACAGAGGACGAUUCGACUUGUCCCAUUUGCCGGGCAAGUCCGACAACUCCGUAUCUUGCUCUCCCUUGUCAGCACAGGUAUUGCUACUACUGCCUACGAACACGAUGUGCGGCAGCUCCAUCGUUCCGGUGUUCCCGGUGCAGUGAGCCUGUUGUGGCAAUGCAACGGCAUGGCAGCAUAGUUGAACAUAAAACUCAUAAUCAGUAAUUUAGUUGGAUAAGAGCAUUGUACACUUAGAAUAUGGAACAAAAUUGCCUGAUGUGGGAAUACAAUAUAGUUUGAGAAAACAAUUGCCUUCUGUUUUGACCCCCCACUUGACUGUGGGGGAAAUUAAUCAUUCUUUUGUCAAAUUUUCACAUUCAUAAUGUGGUCAUUUUUUUUUU